AUGGACGGCAAGACGCCGACGACGGCAAGCAGCGACUCCAAGACGCAACCCCCGCCAGCAGCAGCCCAGCCCGAAGCCGACGAGUUCGGCCUCCCCAUCAGACGCUAUCCCGCGGCUGCCGAGAGAGACGGGUCAACACACAGCGCCCCGAGCAGCGCGGGACCCGACCGUGGCGCGCAAGGCACAGGCGACGAAAACGCGACUCCCGGCAAAGGCAUCGUGACGAAGCUGGAAGCGCAGCCCGAACCUGCACGCGCGCAGUCCGCCCCGCCCUCCAAGGCGCAAAGCGAGUCCGACAGCGACAGCGACGAGGCAGCCUUUGAAGAUGCACCGACCGCCCUAGCCCCGGCAUCUGGCGCCACCUCCCCAGCCAAGCCGACUUCUGCGCCGCAGACUCCCAGGGGAGAGGCCCCGACAAGGGGCACGGGCGCGGGCACGGGCGGCGAUGCUCACCACCCGUUGUCGGACGCUGCGACGACUACAGCCGCGAUCGCAUCUGGCCCAGCAACUCCCAGAGUCAAUCAAGAGCCGACCGAAAAGCCCGUCCAAGAUGGCGCCGUCAACAAGGACCCCGGCGUCGACGGGCAGCAGCAACCCUCGACGUCCUCAAAAGCGGUCGACGGAAAGCAGCCGAUCUCGCACAGCCGGGACCCAAGUGCUGCGACCACCGUGGACGGCCUCGGCCUGUCGGAGUUUUCACACCAGCAGCUAUCUGCACCGCAAGAGGACAAGGCCGGAGCUGAAGCAGACGAAUGGCAGGUGAUGCCGUCCUACGCAAGAUACGACAUGUACGAUGACGAUAAUCGCUUAAUUGCACGCGAGCAUAAUGAAGGAGAAGACGACAGCUACGGCUACAGCGGGCUCGGUGGCGCCGGCAAGGGUUACACGCGAGUCAUCAUGGACGAGGACGCGCAGUCGGCCACGAGCAUGGACGAUAAUACACAGUACCUAUUCAAGGGCGCCAAGGGGACGGACGUGAUAGAUGACGAUGAUGCUCGGGAUGCCGUUUCGCAGAUGCAGGCCACCAAGGAUCUCUUGACCGAGGGACAGCGCAUUGCGUACGUCGGUGUGGUCCGUUUGGAGAUUGUCAAGCUGGUCAAGGAGGCUGAGGAGCUGCCCAUCACCAAGAAGACGAAGAAGGAGGUGACAAUCGCCGCCGAAGCCUUUCGGAUGUGGGGUCAGAAGAUGAUGAUCCGACUGUACUCGCACAUGGACAUAAGCGAGGCGGAGCAGAUCAUGAUUGAGCAGCUUGCCGAGCACGGCGUGGUGCCGGGGGAUCUGACGCCAGCACUCCACGCCAAUUCGAGGGUACACAACCCCAUGGCCGCAGAGAAGGGGGCCAACGACAAGGAGUCUUCUGACAAGGAGUCCUCAGACCAGGAAGAUGGUGAGAAGAAGGACAGCGACAAGGAGGUCAGCGAGGGAAAGCCCUCCAAGGAGCCCGAGUCAAGAUCACCGUCGACCCCGGGAAGAGAGAAGUACGAGGACGAGGACGAUGAAGAGGUUGCAGAACCGCCUCCGCCAUACGAAGCCGUCGAGGGCUCGGCGGUCCCCGAGGCCCAAAUGCCAUCGCAGCUACCGACGACGGAGAAAAUUGACAUUGAUCUUCGAUGGACUGUCCUUUGCGACCUGUUCCUCAUCCUCAUUGCAGACUCCAUAUACGACGCGCGGUCCCGGACGCUGCUGGAGCGUGUCGCCGCCAGCCUGGACAUAUCGUGGAACGACAUUUGCAAGUUCGAGAAGCGAGUCACAGACGCGCUCGAGAUGCAGCAAGCGGCAGAGAAGGAAAACUGGAACGAGGACGAACACAUGGAGGUGCGAAGGAAAGCGGCGCUUAAGAGGAGAUACGUCAUGAUGGGCCUGGCAACCGUGGGCGGUGGCCUCGUCAUCGGACUGUCAGCUGGCCUGCUGGCGCCUGUCAUUGGAGCAGGUCUGGCGGCCGGGUUCACCACCAUCGGCGUCACGGGGACGAGCAGCUUUCUCGCCGGCGCCGGAGGCGCUGCUAUCAUCACAUCUUCGGCCGCGGCAUCGGGUAGCAUCAUUGGCGUCAGGGCGGCCAACCGCCGAACGGGCGCUGUCAAGACGUUUGAGUAUCGGCCGCUUCACAACAACAAGCGGGUCAACCUGAUCGUGACGGUAUCCGGGUGGCUCACGGGCAAGGUGGACGAUGUCCGCCUGCCGUUCAGUACGGUCGACUCAAUCAUGGGCGACAUCUACUCGGUCCUGUGGGAGCCCGAAAUGCUGCGUAGCAUGGGUGACACCAUCAACAUCCUUGCUACUGAGGCUCUCACCCAGGGAUUGCAACAAAUUCUGGGCAGCACCAUCCUGGUCAGUCUGAUGGCGGCGCUGCAGCUGCCCAUCGUCUUGACGAAGCUGUCGUACCUCAUCGAUAACCCCUGGGCAGUCUCACUGGACCGGGCGACUUCUGCUGGACUCAUCCUGGCAGACUCCCUUAUAGAGCGCAGCCUUGGCACACGACCCAUCACGCUGGUGGGCUAUUCGCUCGGUGCGCGAGUCAUCUUUUCCUGUCUCCAAGAGCUGGCAAAGAAGGGCGCGCACGGCCUGAUCCAAAACGUCUAUCUGUUCGGCUCGCCUGUGGUCGUGAAGAAGGACGAAUACCUACGCGCCAAGACUGUCGUGGCGGGCCGCUUCGUCAACGGCUAUAACCGAAACGACUGGAUCUUGGGAUAUCUGUUCCGUCUGACCAAUGGCGGCAUCCGGCGCGUGGCUGGGCUGGCGCCGAUCGAGGACUGCCCGUGGGUAGAGAACAUGGACGUGACGGAGCAGGUGCCAGGCCACAUGGAGUACCGAACGGCCAUGCCGUCGCUGCUGAAGAAGUGUGGCUGGGAAGUGGAGAGCGAGGAAUUCACCGAAAUCGAAGAUCCCGACCCCGAAAACCACGGCGAGCGUCAGCGAGAACUCAUCAACGAGAUCGAAGAGGCGCGCAAGGAGCUGGAGAAGGAGGGCAAGGCCAAGAAAGGCAGCAAGUUUAGCAUCUUUGGCCGACGCAAGAAGGCCGAAAAGCAAGAGUGGGAGGUGUACGAGGACAGCGCCGGCAAAGACGGCGUCAAACCAGAGGACAAGGAGGGCAGCAGCAACCACGGCGUCCUGUUCGACAUUGAUGCGAUUCGGGCAGAGCUCGCCAAGGAGGCCAAGGACGGCGAGAACCUGGAAGAGCUGCAGGUGAGGGAGAUACAGACGACGCUGCCGCCGAUGAAGCUGGACAUAUCGCCGGUGACGCCGUCAUCGUCCUCGUCUCCGACUCUGGCACGGCCCCAUUCGCUGCGAGAAACUAGGAGCGCCAGCGCGUUACCGUUGCAAGGGAGCGGAGAUGCAACCAAAACAUACGAGCCACCAGUUUAUGGCGCGGGACAUGGAGAAGACGAUAUCCAGAUGACGUUCGACACGUCCUUCCAAGACACGAGCAAAGACGAUUACGGGUCGCGAGACGGUGGCAGCAGCACCAGCCGGCCGGCGGUGACGUCGACGCAGACGCUGCCAAACAUGAUGCUUGCGGACCCUUGGGGCGACCCAGACGACGAGGAUUUCGGCAAAGAGAAGGAGAUUUCGAUGACAUUUGCAUAA
This is a messenger RNA of Purpureocillium lilacinum, 3585 nucleotides long. RefSeq lists its product as uncharacterized. NCBI's taxonomy places the organism in Eukaryota, Fungi, Ascomycota, Sordariomycetes, Hypocreales, Ophiocordycipitaceae. The record is from RefSeq and is a predicted model, not a curated record.